Messenger RNA from Etheostoma spectabile (orangethroat darter), 783 nucleotides. RefSeq names its product LIM/homeobox protein Lhx8. The transcript has 7 exons. Gene Ontology annotation, molecular function: RNA polymerase II transcription regulatory region sequence-specific DNA binding; DNA-binding transcription factor activity, RNA polymerase II-specific. The coding region runs from base 1 to 783 and encodes 260 amino acids. The record is from RefSeq and is a predicted model, not a curated record. Gene Ontology annotation, biological process: regulation of transcription by RNA polymerase II; forebrain neuron development; neuron differentiation. Lineage: Eukaryota; Metazoa; Chordata; Actinopteri; Perciformes; Percidae. Gene Ontology annotation, cellular component: nucleus.
AUGUCUGGUGAAGAAAGGCAACCGACGGAGGCUGUUUUCACUCAUCUAGAACAAGGAGAUAUUUUUGUCGACACAGGUUCGUCUGGACCUGAUGAUCUUUUCGAGGAGGACUGCUUCACUCCGUCCUCUCUCUCCCCGUCGUCCUCCGUUUCUCUGCAGGGGAAACCCCUGUGCACCUCCUGCGGCCUGGAGAUAGUGGACCGAUACCUCCUUAAGGUGAAUGACUUUUGUUGGCACGUGCGCUGCCUCUCAUGCAGUAUAUGUAACGCAUCACUGGGGCGACACGUGAGCUGCUACAUCAAGGAUAGACAGUGUACUGCAAACUUAUCUUUCUUCAGAAAAUAUGGGACCCGUUGCGCUCGUUGUGGUCGUAACAUCCAUUCCACUGACUGGGUGCGCCGGGCACGAGGCAGCACCUUCCACCUGGCCUGUUUCUCCUGCACCUCUUGUAAGCGCCAGCUGUCCACUGGGGAGGAAUGUGGACUACUAGAGAACAGGGUCUUCUGCAGGCAACACUAUGACAUUAUGUUGGAGAAUAUCAAACAUGUUAAGGAAAAUGAGCAACCAAAUGUAGAGGAAGAGGUGGUAGAGAAAGAAGAGUCCAGCACCAUGCCAAGACCUGCUAAGAGGGCCAGGACCAGCUUCACUGUUGACCAGUUACAGGUAAUGCAAACUCAGUUUGCUAAAGAUAACAACCCAGAUGCCCAGACUCUCCAGAAACUGGCAGAGAGGACCGGACUGAGCCGUAGAGUUAUUCAGGUAAGAUGGCCAAAGGAAGCUUGA